AUGGGUAUCAUGGGCCACCACAAUCUCGACCCUGUCGUCGAGCCUAUCGCCUUAUUCGAACAAUUUGUCGCGGCGGUGCCGCAAACAAUUGUCCUGAGAGAAAAGGUGCUCUCCGUCACCGGGGACAGCUUCGAUAUCAAAUUGGCAAAUGGUGAGACUCUCUUGAAAGUGCACGGAAGCUGGGUAUCAAUUUCUGGCCGCAAGAAAGUCGAGGACGUUCAUGGCAAGCACCUGUUUGAUAUUGUGAAGGAGCAUCUGCAUAUCCAUUCGACCUAUGCGCUUGAAGAUACCCACCGCAAGAAGAUCUGCGAGGUCAAGAGUAGUCUCAGAUUGAUCGGUUCCAAAGCCGCCGCCACUUUCACUGAUCGUAACGGCAAGGCAGUGACUUUCACUAUGAAAGGAGGCUGGUUCGAUCAUAGUGCCGAUAUUGUUAAUGACAAAACCGGCCAAACGGUGGCUCGCAUUGACCGGAAACUGCUUAGCGGCCGCGACCUUGUGUUUGGCCAGCAGACCUACGCGGUCGUUGUGGCACCUGGUGUGGACGCAGCACUGAUUGCCGCCUUGUGCAUAUGCUUUGAUGAGAAGAACAAUGAGGAGCGCGGCGAGUAA
Messenger RNA from Penicillium atrosanguineum, 609 nucleotides. Its product is annotated as LURP-one-related/scramblase family protein. NCBI's taxonomy places the organism in Eukaryota, Fungi, Ascomycota, Eurotiomycetes, Eurotiales, Aspergillaceae. The coding region runs from base 1 to 609 and encodes 202 amino acids. The transcript has 2 exons. The record is from RefSeq and is a predicted model, not a curated record.